Colletotrichum tamarilloi is the source of this 1476-nucleotide messenger RNA. RefSeq lists its product as uncharacterized. The record is from RefSeq and is a predicted model, not a curated record. The transcript has 3 exons. Lineage: Eukaryota; Fungi; Ascomycota; Sordariomycetes; Glomerellales; Glomerellaceae. The coding region runs from base 1 to 1476 and encodes 491 amino acids.
AUGGUAGCUUUCAGUCUCGCCUCUGCCUCACCCGAGGGAAAGGGAGUCAUGAUGGGCAUCUUCUUGCUCAUUUCACUCUUCCUCCUUGGUGUUGACGGCGCCCCUGCUCAGGAUGGCCGAGUCAUCCCGCUCGAGUAUGACUGGGACCCUGCUAACCCUCCCCCCUGGACCAUGCGCCCCGAGGAUCGUGAGCGCUUCCUUGAGAACGACAUUUUCAACAUUGGCAAGCGCAACAACGAGAUCGGUAACUUCACCUCCGUCGCCCCUCUCAACUACACCUGGGACCCCGCGAACCCGCCGCUCUGGGCCAUUCGCCCCGAGGAUCGCAACGGCUCUUCCCAUGCCAACACCAAGGCCAGUAGCGAGCAUAUGAAUGCCGCUUCCGUCGAGCCCUGUUCGGACAAGACCAAGCCCGCCACGCUCUAUUACGAGUACAAGGCCGAGGACUGUCCUCCCAAGAACAAGUUCCUUUCAUUCAAGGCAGGCAAGAUGAGGUUUGACACUUGUGCGAACUGGGACACUGGUGGCGAUUCGAGAUGGUGGAACGACGGAUGCACUUCCUUCUGUCAGCUUCGAACCACUUUCGAGUGGGCUCAAGAAGUUCCUUUCCCGAGUUCCGACUGUCAUUCUCCCAUCAAAUGCGGCAUGACUGAUUCUGAGUCAGUGGGUUCAGGCUGGAGUGUUGGUGCAAGCACCAAGCUUCAAUUCCUGAAGGCGUUCAAGGUUGGUGUCUCUGGCGGUUGGUCUCACAACUACGGCCAAGCGAAGGGCAAGAAGUGGGACAUCAAACUAGAGGCGGGUGAAUGUGGCUACUUCACCUUUGUUCCUGUCAAGAAGGUUGUCUGUGGUGGCAUGACCACUGCCAACCGAAAACCUACAAUCUGGGAUCUCAACUCCUGCGCUGUCGAAGGCAUACAACCCGUCAACUGGAAGUCCUGCGAUAACCAAAUGUGGAUGAUCGAGGGAGAGAAAAUGAAUGGCCAAUUCUCUGGAAACUUGGUCCCUGACGGCGUCAUCAUCUUCGUCUACACCGACUGUCGCACUCGUCUCCCCAUGCCCAUGGAGAAGCAAGACCCUGUCUACCGAGCCCCCGGCGUGGCGCUUGCUCACAGCGUCAUCGACAGCAUUCAGCAAGGCUGGGUCUGGAACACUUGCUACUUCUGGAACAUGAAGGUCCCGGGCAAGAGAGCGCUCUACAUCCGCGGCUCAAACUUCAAGGACGGUGUCAUUGGCACUUUUGGGGAGAACGUCUCCAAGCUGGUCCGUUCUUGUGCUGGAGAGGGUGGAGUUUCCAACAUGGAGUUCGACUGGUAUUACAAUGGUAAGCCCGAUGACACGCCCAAGGAGAAGGGUCCGGUCUGGAUGUAUCAGGCGGAUGUGCCUGACACCAUUCGACCUGGCUGCAUUGGCGAGGGACUCAUGGACAUGGGUGCUGUCACUCAGGACCAGUGCGUUGGAGACAAGCUCCCGAACUGA